AUGGAGGAAGCGAAGAACAUGGCGCUGCUCUUCUUCAUGGACCAUCUGAUGCAGAAGAAUGGACGCCGCACCAUUCACGACCUCAGCUGCCAGUUCGGCGCUCGCGGGUCCGUUUUUAUUUUCAUUUUUUUUAUUUUUGAUGAUUUGCGAAUAAGCCUUUCAAAUCUGAAAGAAUAACAACUUCACGUUUUUUUUCGUUGUUCACUUUUAUUUUAGAAUAUAUGAUUUACAUAGCUUCGCUAUUAUAAUGAAAUUCCAACUGACUUUCCGAAAUAAUAGUUCAGAUCAGCUCAAAAUUUAGAUGGAAAUUAGACAGUUAACUCUUCGUAGAAGCUCUACAAUCUCCUAGGGAGAAAUAUCAAUUUUCAUAAAGAAAAAAAAAUUAUCCGAAGAGAUUUUUGAUUUCUUUGAAAAUUAAAAAAAAAGGUUUUCAUCGAUUUCAUGAUUGUUUCAAAGAUUUAGAUAGUCAAUAAUAGUUCCUAAAGUAAAAAUAGCCUUUGAAGUAAAAAGAAAUUGAAGGAGAUGCGAAACGCGGUAGGAACGACGCAAGUUCUUAGAGUAAAAAGAAAUUUUGAAUCUUACAUUUUCGAAGUGUUUAGGUUCACGGAGGAGAUGCGAAACGCGGUAGGAACGACGCAAGAAGGACUGACGGAGUUCCUGCAAGGCCACCCGUCGUUGUUCACCGUCGAGGGCGACCAGGUCAUUCUCAACGGCUACGGCGAGAUCACGGCCAAGAACAAUCCGCUGCUGCAAUCCAGUGCUCGCAACCGCGACUAUGAACGCGAGGCCGUCGACUUUUUCGUCAACAAACUCACCAAAUUCGGUCCCGAGCUUCAGGUUUUUGAUUCCUUCAGUCUUCUUACUUUCAUCUGUGCUGCAGAUAAAAUCUCUCUUGGGACAUCGUUCCCAAGCGGCUCCUGAAGUUCGUCUCGUUUCGGGCCGUCACUUGAAAGAGUUCUGCGAGUUUCUACAGUCCCAGGUCGACCACUUCGUUGUAGAAGGCGACCGUGUACGGCUCAAGGUGCUCCAGUUCUUCUUCUUCUUCGAGAAACAUCGCUCAUCGUUUGCAGAACAUGCCGGAGCCGGAUGAAAAUUGUAUAGAAAUGGACGACGAGGGCAAGCCCCUCGCUGGCGUCAAAGCCAAGCAGGCAGCCGUUGAAUAUCUCAAAAGCGUUCUCGAGCAGGUCCUUUUGCUUCACAGUGGGUGGAAAAAAGGUUUUUUUCAGAAUGAAGAACAGCCGAUUCCACUGGACCAGUUUUACCAGAACUUCUGUCAGCGUUUUUCCCACUCCAUCCGGCAGGACGUGGCUACCAAUCCGAAGGAGUUGCUACAGUUCCUCAAACUCAACCGAAGUUUGUUCUUCAUCAGAAGCAACAAGGUAACUUUGACCAUUCAAGGAAUGAGCAAGUUUCCAACAAAGGAAAUUUUUUUCUUGGAAAUUUAAAUGUUUCUUUUUAGUUUGCAUGUUUUGGUACUCAAAUAUCUUGAAAAAUCAACUUCAAAUUUCCCUAACUGCGAAACUUAAGUUCAAACCAAAUUUGAAAUUUUCGACUUGAUGAGAAUUUAUUAUUCGAUUUCUAAAAACUUGAAUCGAAAAAUCAUUAUCCUUUUGCGAUUGAGAGUCUGUAUUUGCAUCUUGUAGUGAUGGACAGGAAAAAAAAACGAACAAACAUUUAUUUUUUUACCUAUACUUUAGAGCGUAGGAAUUGUUUUUUUAUUUCAGAUUGUUUCUCUAUUCAUAAAAAUUCGGUUGAGAGGAUCACCUCAUUUAUGCAGUUGUAUUUGGCCAAAGUAUCAUGUUAAAUGUUGAAAGAAGGCUUUUAUUUUACUUAUUUAUUCUUCUUCAAAGCCUGCUUUUAACUAGAAUGUCCAUAGGUGUCACUGGUGAAAAAUCGGCCGAACGAAGAGGGAUCGGAGAAUGGCUCAGACGAAGGAGACGUCGAGACGAACAACAACAAUAUGUUUCCUCUGGAUCAGAACGCCCUGAGUCGCAUCCAUUUUGUCAAGGCGCUCAAACCAGCACAGGUGGGACGGCCUUCGACCGAAGUAAACCGUCAAGCCGUCCUCAGGAUCUGGUGGAUCGUCUCUGGCACGACAUAAACGGCAUGGAUAAGAAGGUCGUCGGACUGGACAUGAAGACCGUCACCGUGGGCGUCGACGCUGAGAGUUUCCUGUCACUUGGUGUCGUCGCCACGACGUCACAGAUCGGCAUUUUCGACCUCGCUUCCAGUGACGUCAUCAUCCUCGAGAGCGGCCUCAAGUCGAUCUUGGAGAGUGAUAGUGUUGUUAAGGUACCGCAUUUCAAGUCAUAUUUGAAGAGAAAAAGAUUUUAUUUCAUUUCACGAAAAGGUCAUUUUAUUGGGCAUUUGGAAUUUUUCAUAAUUUCGCUAUAACAUCCUUAACAGGAUUGAAUUCUCCAUAUGUUUUGAGAUAGGAAUUUUUCAAGAUUCGCGUUUAAAAACAGAAUUGGGCUUCUAUAAUCUGCAACUUUUUAAUUUUUUUAUUUAUUAAAAAAACUAUGAAUUUGCACAAGGAGGGUCUGUGAGGGGUUUUUAUGGACCUUCAGAGAUUUUAUAGAAAUUACCAAAUUUCACACACAAAUGACCUUUCAUGUCACAGUUUUCGCCUAUUUCCCAGCUCUGAAAAAUCCCUGAGAAGGCCAUCAAUUUCUUCAUAUCCCUUCUUCACGCCUUUCUGACAUAUCUGAAUUCCUCCUCCUCAGGUGAUUCAUGAUGCUCGACGAGUCGCCUCCCUCCUCGCACAUAAAUACGCAGUACACAUGCGGAAUGUCUUCGACACGCAAGUGAGAACGCAUCGAAUUAUCCGAGCAAAAGUGUCUCCUGCAGGUGGCGCACUCGUUGCUGCAGCACGAGAAGUUUGGAAAGCCGCUUAACGACAUGCGGCCAAUCUCUUUCAUAAACCUCCAACGAGUCUACUAUCCACAGUCGAUCAUGCUCAGCGACGUGACGCCGCGCAAAAUGAGCAUGAGUCCGAAGUGAGAAUCAGUAGAUCAGUGAAAAAUAACAUUUUCAUUUGAAGUUUCGAAAUUUUUCAAAAUAAACUAAAAAUUUCUCUAUUUACUAGAUGGAGUCCUGAAUAUACCUGUUACUUGCUAUUUUUCGAGGCGAGAAGCUCCAAAAGCUUACUUUUAAUUUGGUGAAUGGAAAAGCCAUUCUCCGAGCUUCAUAUCUUUAAAAAAAAGAGAUAAGCUGCCAAUUUUGCGAGUUUCAGAAUCUUGAUAUUGCAAAUUAAAUAGUGUUUUAGUUCAUUUUCAUGAAUUUGAAAGUUUCUCAUGAAAUAGCCUUGGGAAUUCGCAAAGAAAGAUCAGAAAUUUAAAAGAUGUCGAAUAUGCUACAAAAAUCAAAGCUGUCCUCGGAGAAACGGAAAAAGCUCUAUACGAAAGAAGAUUAAGAGAAGUAAAAAGAUGUUCAGCUGGGGAGUACGGCCGAUAACGGAAGAGUUCCAACUGACGAUUGUCGAGGAGGCGCAUUGUCUCCUCUCCGCUCUCCACCAGACUCUCUCCAACCUGCUGCCAGUCCAUCUGCACGGUCUUUUCGAGGACAAAUGCAUAGAGGUUGUUCUCAAUCUACCUUUGAUCUUCAUCUCUUUUUCGACCUAGGUGUUGCUCGCUUCUCCGACACGACCUCCUCCACAGCCGUUCGCGUCGUCGCCUUACCGAGCGUCGACUCGGAGAGACGUUCGCGGCUCCGGUGCCGCCAUGACGUCGUUUCCAGCGACUCCUGCGUCGUUCACUGUCGCGCGACCUCAGAUGAGCGACGCCUGCACACAGACUUUCUCCACGGGCGACAUUCAAGUGCUCAACGUGUUUUACGAGUGA
Molecule: messenger RNA, 3839 nt
Organism: Caenorhabditis auriculariae
Lineage: Eukaryota; Metazoa; Nematoda; Chromadorea; Rhabditida; Rhabditidae
Source: the annotation of a GenBank genome assembly